AUGAAUUAUGGAGAAAAAUGGCAAAAAAAUUACCUGGGACUCGAACCUGGCAUCUCCCCGCUAGACCUACAGCGAGGAGAUGACGAUGCUGGCGGCGGGUUUAGCGUGCUGAAGGAGCCUUUCGAGACUCGCCAGAUCCGCCACUUCGCUCCAGGAAUUCCGCGACCUGGUUAUAACUGCUUUUCGGUAUAUCUCUGGUCUCAUACUGUCAACAGUGACCAUAGCAACACAGUGUCAAAUCCAAGCUUCUUAACGCCGACGAUCGAUAAUGCGGCUCCUGGACAUAGAACUGCUCGGCCCGCUGCUUGGCGCUCGAAGUGGGUCUGUGGGGUCCCGCCAGCAGCCCAGGACUCUCGGCACCAGAUGGCAGGUACGCUACACUAUUCCACCGGUAUUAUUGAGCCAUACUCACUACUAAGAGCUCCUAGCAACUCGCCGUGCCUAGCAUGCCUAGCAUCCCAAGAGGAAUAA
Messenger RNA from Aspergillus nidulans FGSC A4, 471 nucleotides. RefSeq lists its product as uncharacterized. The record is from RefSeq and is a predicted model, not a curated record. Bases 1 to 471 code for a protein of 156 amino acids. The transcript is spliced from 4 exons. NCBI's taxonomy places the organism in Eukaryota, Fungi, Ascomycota, Eurotiomycetes, Eurotiales, Aspergillaceae.